Messenger RNA from Tripterygium wilfordii, 1600 nucleotides. RefSeq lists its product as uncharacterized. The transcript is spliced from 9 exons. Gene Ontology annotation, cellular component: ribonuclease MRP complex; ribonuclease P complex. NCBI's taxonomy places the organism in Eukaryota, Viridiplantae, Streptophyta, Magnoliopsida, Celastrales, Celastraceae. Gene Ontology annotation, biological process: tRNA 5'-leader removal; rRNA processing. The record is from RefSeq and is a predicted model, not a curated record. Gene Ontology annotation, molecular function: ribonuclease P RNA binding. Bases 345 to 1037 code for a protein of 230 amino acids.
UUGGAUAGGAAUCUAAACGGUGCCGUUCUGCGACUAUUCCCUUGAGCACCCACCGGUCUCGAUCGUCCGUGCAAUUAGUGCAUGACAGAAUCUCUCGUCGGCGACGUAGGCGUGGCCGCAGCCGUUGAUACCCUCACCGUGCUCAUAAUGUGUGAAGGUUGUUAAGUUUUUCUUGCUGCAAUGGCUGCUGAUACAUCUUCUCAAGAUCAAAGGAAACGCACUUUGGAGGCCUUGGAACGGAGUUUGCUGUUGCAGAAGCUACGUUUCUCCAACAACAAAAGAAGAACCGGAGCAAAUCAAUUGGAGAAGAUGCAAAAGUGAAUAAUAGCGUGAACCGCUCUCCUAUGGUUCCUUCUACGCGUUCAACAGAUAGGCAAGUGACUACCUCAGCCAACAAAGGGCGUUCUUUAGGUCGCACUGGGUCGCAAGAUGUGGAAGAAAAUGAUCCUGCAUAUUUCCAACUUUCCCAUCCUGUACAUGAGAACCUACGGACAACCAAUGUGGAGUAUCGUGGUACAAGAGGAAGUUUUGUUCAUGAGUUUGUGCGUGAGCUUCUUCAAAAAGGUGAUUCAGCUCAGAAGUUCAUGCAAGGGUCCCGAAGUAUAAAAAUUGAUAAUUGGAUGCUUCUUGAUAAUUAUGUGCAUGGACGUGGCAGCUCUACUGGCUAUCGUAUGAGAGCCUUGCAAAGCCAUUCAAAGCGCUCCAAAGGGCACAUGUCCUUGAAGCAGCAUAAAAAAUAUGGAUCAUUUGAUUUGCCUCAGCAUCUCCAAAAAUAUGAUCCUUUUAAGUCGAUGAAUGAGAUGUGGAAAGACUACAUGAUGCAACUUGUCAAAACUUCUGGGAAGAAUCAGUUAGCUCAAUGUCUUCUCAAUGCAGAUCUACAUGGUGCUUAUAUUCUAGGUGAUUCACAUUAUUAUGUUAUGCAAUUUGCACGUGUGCUACCAUUGCAAAUGUCUGCCACUUCUGUGCACAACAAAAAGUAUUUUAAGUUGUACCCAAAAAAGCCUGUGUCUUUAUAUGCCUGGUUGAUUGCUUGAAAAUUACAUUGCUCGGCGACAAACUUACUUCAAGAAAAUUGGGCUUUUAACUGUCAUAUUGUUAUUCCAUAUCAGGUGAUAGAUAUUUUCUUCUUUUUUUUGCUGAUUUAUUGUGGAUUGAGACUAUAUGACGUCAAGUACUUCAGUAUAUCCAAUUCCACUAGGAGAUGUUUGCCAUGUGGGCCAGUGAUAAAUUUCUAUCCAUUGACAGGCCAAUGAGAGAAUUCCAAUGACUGACUGCAUAUUGAUCAGACAGGAAGGAAGGAGUAAAUGCAGUUUGCAAACUAUUUACAUCCUGCCUCAUAGUUUAGAAGUGUUCUCUGGUGUCGUCAUUUUACAUAACCGCAUAACUUUAAGCAUGAUCGUUUAUAUUUUUUGUUUUGACAAAAGGAUUUUUACCGUUUUGGAUACCGGAUCUUUGAGGGUGAAUGUCUAUAAAUGCUAGGUGUUCAUUAGUAUUUUUGUAUGCCAUAAUAUAAUUCCACAAUGUUUCCUGGAUCUCCUUGUGUAGUUAUUCGCUAAUCAUGUUGACACCGUAUUUGAGUAAAUAACUGCAUUCUAUU